AUGUCUACCAAACCAUUACAGUCGCAAGAGUCUUAUUCGUCUACGGAAAUUGAUAAGGGUCCAUUUUUGGCAUCAAUGGCGCCAGCAGAGUCUAUCCAGCCGAAUGGAGCUGGGAUCCGCCUUCUGACCUUCAAUACAUGGGGACUCAAGCUUGUUUCCAAACACAGAAAGGCACGGUUACAUGCAAUUGCCGACAAGAUUGCUCUCGAUGAUGCAUAUGAUGUGAUUGCGCUUCAGGAAGUCUGGUGUAAAUCUGAUUGGGAUUAUUUGGUGGAGCGGUGCGGUUCAAAGUUCCCCUACAACCGAGUUUUCUACUCGGGCAUCCUUUCUGGGCCCGGGUUGGCAGUUCUGUCAAAACUGCCAAUCGAAUCGACUUUUCUUUACCGGUUUCCAAUUAAUGGAAGGCCUUCUGCUUUCUUCAGGGGCGAUUGGUAUGUCGGCAAAAGUGUUGCCGUGACCAUACUCAAAACCGCUUCCAGUGGUUCGAUCGCGCUCCUGAACAGCCAUAUGCAUGCGCCAUACGCUCUCAGUGGCGAUGCCGCAUAUUCAUGUCAUAGAGCGUGCCAGGCGUGGGAUUUUUCCCAGAUCGCUUCCUUGCUUCAGAAGGCUGGAUAUGCUGUCAUCGUGGUUGGAGACCUCAAUAGUAGGCCUGGAUCCCUCCCCCACCGCAUCUUUGAAUUUGAGGCUGGCCUCCAGGAUAGUUGGGAGUUACUUCAUGGCCGUCAGCCUUUGGAAUAUCCCAAAUCUCUUUCCCCAGAAGACCAGAUCCGCUUAGCAGGAGCCACCUGUGAUUCCACUCUAAACACAUGGAGAGCGGACCGUCAACCCACUGAAGCAUGUCGACUCGACUAUGCUUUGGUUGAUGCUAGAAGAAUCAUUCCAAUUGGUGCAAGUGUCGAGUUUACAGAGUCCAUCCCCGGUAUUGGGUCAUAUUCCGAUCAUUUCGCCUACUCUCUCCGUUUCAAGGUCGACACUCGUUCCCGUGAACGCCCUAAUGGAUUUGCUGGGGAUCGUGCUGCAGUUCACGCAGAUUUGAUGCAAGAAGUGCAGACCUAUAUUAAUACCACGUGUAAGUGGCAAAGCAAUUGGCGUUACUGGCAUGCGGCUCUGUCUAUUCUGGUUGUGAUAGCAUUCCAUCCGGUGAUUGUCGUGGUUUCUUUCAUUGCUCCGUGGGCGUCAAUUUUGUUCCAAUUCUUUUCCAUACUCAUAGCCCUUUCUGGAGUGCUCAACGGGUUCAUUGCACUGUUAUUCGGCAGGUCCGAGAAGAGAGCUCUGAUGGAAGUGUUGCAGGAGGUUGAAGACCGUCAGAACGCUCAAUGA
Kuraishia capsulata CBS 1993 is the source of this 1320-nucleotide messenger RNA. RefSeq lists its product as uncharacterized. Lineage: Eukaryota; Fungi; Ascomycota; Pichiomycetes; Pichiales; Pichiaceae. Gene Ontology annotation, molecular function: sphingomyelin phosphodiesterase activity. The transcript has a single exon. The coding region runs from base 1 to 1320 and encodes 439 amino acids. Gene Ontology annotation, cellular component: cytoplasm. The record is from RefSeq and is a predicted model, not a curated record.